AAUAUGGCACAUCAUUGGUCUAUACUGCAACGUGGAAGAGUGGACCAUAUAUAGAAUGGGAUGUUGAACAACAAAUGCUAAAGAGAGAUGGUAAAGGAACUUAUAUUCUCAAGAGCUUGAAUAAUUUUGAAGAGGAAAGGCUCAAAGAGACUUUACACACUGCGGCCACUUAUUUAUUAAAUUAUGGUGUUAAGAUAAUUGAUUUAAUUCCAUUCUCGUAUAUGAUCAUCUCUAUUUGCGUUAUAACAAUAAGAAAUGCUUACGUUAAACGCAAUACUUUUUAUGGAUCUUUACCUAAUGAAGAAACUGACGAUAAUGAUCAAUCAGUUACAAAUCGUGCUAGAUUAGUUGUCAGCGCAGUUAUAUUAAUAAUACGGUUGCUACUUGUGAUUAUGUAUCAAGAUUCGAUAGAGCUUCAACACAUACUUUGGCCAGUUGCUUGGGGUUAUGCGUCUUUAUUAGCGCUGACCCUUAUUCUACAUCCACAACAAUGCAGAGCUUUAAAUAUCAGCAUUCACUUAAAAAGAUUAUAUUUCCUCUCAUUAACCUCUGCCAUAGUAAAUCUUUACUGGUAUUGCUUUAAAUUUGGUACAGAUAUCAAUGCAGAAUAUUUUUCGAUGUUACUAGUUGUUGGUCUUUUAUUCAUUUUGGUGCCGAAAUUAGAGCCUAAGGAUCGAAAUUUAAUACCUGGAGUGAAUUUCUAUCUUAGUAGUUUGACAUUUUCAUGGGUCAUUCCUGUGAUCAUUACGGGCUAUAAACGCACACUUACAUAUGAAGACGUCCCAAAACUAUCAAAUUCUCUAAGAGCUGAAAACGUCAUAAACACUUAUAAUAAUAAUCGAAAAAAAUCGCUUCUAAAAUCAUUUUCCUUCUCCUUUUGGAAACAGCUGCUUAUUCAAUCCAUUUGUGCCAUAGUUUGGAUUUUUCUUGAUUUUUUAAUUACACCAUUGCUUCUUGAAAGAUUCUUAAAUUAUAUUAAUCACUAUUCACUUAAUGACGAAUCUCAUCCGAUUGCUAGCUUAUAUGUUUAUGGAUUACCUCUUAUUAAAGUAGUCUCGAAUUUACUUUUACAGCAUGCACAAUAUAUUGGUCGACAGAUAGCCAAUAGAUGUCAGGUACAAUUAGUUGGCUUAUCUGUAUCGAAAAUUGAUGGAGAAGAAAAGGGAAAGAUUACUGAUCUUAUGAGCGUUGAUGCACAAAAAGUUUCAUCAAUGAUUGGAAAUGUUUUAUAUCGUAAUGUUAUCCCAUUUUUGGUGGUUCUUUUACUUAUUAGUUUGUUUACACAGGGAUAUAAAACUAUUCAUGAAUGUCUCAUGAAUGCAACUGAUAAACGUAUAAAAGUGAUAAACGAGUUAUUACAAUCUAUUCGAAUUGUCAAACUUUUUGCAAGAGAAGAAUACUUUCGUAAAAAUAUCAUGGAAGCUCGCGACUAUGAGUUAAAUAUGCUCGAGAAUCGCAUGAAAAAAUCUAUUUUUAUAGAGUUUUUAUGGACUAGCCUGCCUUUCAUUAUGAUUUUACCUGCAUUCGCCUUGUAUACUUCCGAAAAUAAAUUGACUUCCUCUAUUGCCUUUGCGGCAAUUGCUGUAUGUGGCAAUCUUCAUAAAGCUUUUGAUGAUUUACCAUAUCAGAUUAUUUGCUUGAUCCAAGGUAUAAUCGGAAACUGUUCAAAAUUAUUCGACUUGAACGAUGGAAGAAUUGGAUUUAUUAAUGCCACUUUUCAAUGGCCAAAUGCUUCAAAUAACUUCAUAUUGAACAAUCUGAACGUCUUUUUUCCACCUGGAAAGCUGUCGCUAAUCCAUGGUCCAACGGGUUGUGGAAAGUCUGCCUUAUUGAGAGCUCUGCUGGGAGAAAUGAAAUGUAUUGAGGGUUCUGUGCUUUUUCCAAAUGGUGAAAUUGCAUAUGUUUCUCAAACUGCAUGGCUUCAAAAUGGAACUAUUAGAGAUAACAUUCAAAAUUCUGAUAAGACAGAAAUCGGAGAAAGAGGAGUUAUGCUCAGUAAUGGUCAGAAGCAACGAAUUGCUUUAGCUAGAGCCAUUUAUUCAAACCAUAAUACCAUUAUUUUAGACGAUUGCUUAUCUGCUGUUGAUUCAUGCACAGAAAACUAUAUCUAUAACCAAUGUCUAAUGAGUGACUUGAUGAAAACUAAAACUCGCAUUCUUGUAACACACCGCGAAAACUUUUAUGGUGCUGCUUUAAAAAUUUUUAUGAAAGAUGGCAUGAUAAUAAAUGAAGAAUAUUUGGAAACGAAAGAAUUAGAAUCCAAUCUCAAAGAAUCUGAAGAUGUAGUAUUACCAGACAACAAAUGCACAGACAAAUUAAUUAAAGAAGAAGCAAAGGCCGAGGGCUGGGUCAAAUGGAAUGUCUAUAUGACAUAUUUAAAAGCUUCUGACUUUUUUUGGCUAUCCAUAAUUCUUUUAUUCAUAUUUGCACGGUUCUUUCAAACUCUUCAAGGUUUGUGGUUUUUAAUUACAUGGUGCACAGCAAUUAUAGUAGCAAUAUUGGCUAUCCUGAUUACUUUUCAGGUCUAUGGAUUAGUAAAUGGACCAAAACUAAUGAUAAUCAAUUAUUUUUGCCCGAUCCUCUUUUGCCCGAUUCCCUCACGAAUAAUUGUACAAUAUUUAUCACAAAAAUCCAAAAACGUCAAUUAUUAUCUCAGUAUUUAUGCGUUGUUUGGACUUUUAAAAAUUACAUCAAUGAUCCUUAGAUCUUGCUUCAUGAUAAAGUGCACUUUAAAGGCUUCCAAAGAAUUACAUAAUAAUCUGUUAAACAAAAUUUUAUUAGCUACGAUUAAAUUUUACGAUACAACACCAAUAGGGAGAAUUAUGAACAGGUUUAGCAAGGACAUGGAAUUAAUAGACCAAAUAUUACCUCUCAACACUAUUGAAGGUAGAGAGCAUUUGGUGCCAAAAGAAGUUUUAAUGAAAACCUACGGUUUUGCAGGAGGUUUAUUUAUGCUUAUUAUUGGGGCUCUAAUUAUUGAUGAUCUUUCUAAAGAAAUGGAUCCUACAUUUGCUGCGUUUACAUUUAUAAAUACAAUAAAAUUCAUUGAAAGAAUCAAGGAAUAUUUGGCAUUAGAGGAAGAAGAUUUGAAUACAAAUAAGAGUUCUACAGAAUGGCCUGCUAAUGGUAAAAUUGAAGUAAAAAACCUUAAUGUGCAAUAUUCUAGCGAUGGCCCUCUUAUAUUAAGAGGUAUUUCAUUUUGUGUUUAUGCCGGAGAAAAAAUUGGAAUUGUUGGUAGAACUGGUUCUGGAAAGUCCACAUUGGUUAAAUCUAUUUUGAGAACCGUAAAUCCGACUUAUGGUCAAAUAAAAAUAGAUGAUGUUGAUAUUUCGACUAUCAGCUUGCCUUACUUAAGAAAUAAGAUUACUGUAAUACCUCAGAACCCAGCACUCUUUAAUGGAACCUUAAGAAAAAUUAUAAGUAAUAUUGACUUUUCUGGUGAACAUCCUGAUUAUAAAUUAUGGGAGGUGCUUCGGAAAGCCCGUUUGGUUAAAGAGCAUACUUCCACUAAUCAAGAAAGUAGCAGUAAUGUUAAUCCAUUAACGCUGUAUACGAUUAUCAGGGAAGGGGGCUGUAAUCUAAGCCAUGGACAGCAACAAUUAAUUAUGUUAGCUAGAGCAUUAGUAAAUAAAUCAAGAGUAAUUAUUUUGGAUGAAUCAACUGCUAAUGUAGAUCUCGAAACUGACAGCGAAAUCCAGAAAACAAUACGCGAGGAAUUCAAAGAUUCUGGAUUUAUCGUGGAAUCCGGCCAUCCAUAUGAACUAUUACAAAAUCGAGAAUCUAUGUUUAGAGAUAUGUGUAAACAAAAAGAAUUGAUCAUACAUAAAAUUAUGGCUAGACCAAAUUCACAGUAUGGAACAUGCACUUUUUAUGGGUUAUCACAUACGUGGCAAUUUUCGUACUGUUAUGCUUCAGAGACUGUA
Dentiscutata erythropus is the source of this 3923-nucleotide messenger RNA. The record is from the annotation of a GenBank genome assembly. NCBI's taxonomy places the organism in Eukaryota, Fungi, Glomeromycota, Glomeromycetes, Diversisporales, Gigasporaceae.